This is a messenger RNA of Cyprinodon tularosa, 1404 nucleotides long. RefSeq names its product ubiquitin associated protein 1-like b (gene ubap1lb). The transcript has 6 exons. The coding region runs from base 81 to 1226 and encodes 381 amino acids. Gene Ontology annotation, cellular component: ESCRT I complex. The record is from RefSeq and is a predicted model, not a curated record. Gene Ontology annotation, biological process: ubiquitin-dependent protein catabolic process via the multivesicular body sorting pathway. Gene Ontology annotation, molecular function: ubiquitin binding. Lineage: Eukaryota; Metazoa; Chordata; Actinopteri; Cyprinodontiformes; Cyprinodontidae.
GUUUCAGUUCUGACUCCACCUGCUGAGGCUUCAGUCUCUGCUUCAGUCUGAGGAGUCUGGAACUCAGCAGACCGAGCAGGAUGGACGGAGUCCCGCUGAAGAUGCCCCAGGCUGCCGGCUGUCAAACAGUCAGAGAUGAUGUCAAAGUGACUCUGCCUAAUUACCUCACUAUAUUAAGGGAAACAGAGUUUGAGUUCAGCUUGGAGAACUGGGUGUUAACAGGGCUGCAGAACAGCCCCACCAACCAGCAGCGGCCGCAGCCAUUCAGCCCUUCAUCAGAACCUUCGGCAUCCUGUCCUCCAUACUGGAUGAUGUUCAGCAGCCCACAGCAGAGUCGUCUGGCCAGCCGCCACAGUUCUGACUUUUGGGAACCGAACCCUCGCCCUCGCUCCCACAGCCUCACCCUGUCUGUCCUUCGCACCACUUUUGCCAUCUCUGACUCAGAGGACGAAGGAGAGAAUACUGCAAAGAAAGCCGAGAAAGGCCAGACGGCAGAAACAGGCUUAAAGGAAGAGCGUCCGGCUGUUUCAUGUCAGAGUGGUCAAAGAAAAGCACAGAGAGCCUUCGUCCCAGACCUGCUGAAUCCACCGUCCUGUCUGAGCAGCCUGCCGCACAAACGCAGGAAGAACCUGCGGCAGUGUUCUUUCUCAGGCAUGGACACAUCCAACAAAACUCAGUCCAACACAGACAGUCGGUCGUUGAGCCCGUCAUCAUUCAAAGCCCCAAACGACAGCGCUGACACGAUCCGCAAAACCACAGGCCACCAAAAAACAGCAGAAAAGAUGGUCCUCAGCCCAAACUCCUGUAGAACGUACCACCAAGCCUCUCUGAACGGGGGGCUCAGCUCAGCCUUGGACUCAUCUGUGGAGCUCCUGUCGGCUCUGAGCCCAGAGGAGCGGGAGCUGCUUGGGGUCAUCACUGCCCGAGGCUACCCCCUCCGCACCGCCAUCAUCGCCCUGCAGAGGACGGGUCAGCAGACCCCAGAUCAGAUCCUGAGUUACCUGAUAGCAUGUGAGCAUCUGUGUCAGCAGGGCUACGACAAGGCUCAGGUGGAAGAAGCCCUGGAGAUGUUCCAGAACUGUGAAGCAAAGGCUGAGGAAUUCCUCCACCUUCUGAAUCAGUUCAAUGAGAUGGGCUUCCACCCGAACACCAUCAAAGAGGUGCUGCUGGUCCAUGAAAACCACCGAGAGCGCGCGCUGGAGGAGCUGAUGAUGCGCGUGGCCUGAAAACAUGGCAGCACCUACAGUUUAUUAGCAAAGUCUGGAUAAAAAAUGUUAGGAAGAAUAUUGCUGACAUGUUCUUUCUACUUUGUACAGCUCUCUGUUUAAACUGUCUCUAUAUAUCUUAAUAUGUUCUACUCACAGUAAAAGAUGUUUUAGUGUUCAUAAAAACUAAGCAAAUUAA